Molecule: messenger RNA, 1356 nt
Organism: Trypanosoma conorhini
Lineage: Eukaryota; Euglenozoa; Kinetoplastea; Trypanosomatida; Trypanosomatidae
Product: putative protein phosphatase
Exons: 1
Coding region: 1-1356 (451 amino acids)
Cellular component (GO): cytoplasm; nucleus
Molecular function (GO): protein serine/threonine phosphatase activity
Source: RefSeq, a predicted model, not a curated record
AUGAUUCUUGAACACUUUUUGCUACUGGCGGAGCAGGCGAUCGUUUCAAUGCUCAUGUCACCGUUAACGAUUCGGCUUCGCUCGCCUAUUCUAUGCUGCGGUGACAUUCAUGGUAGCUUUGCGGAUCUAAAGUUUAUUGCUGACAAUGCGGUGCCGUUUCGUCACUGGUCACUCAUGACAACACCGGUGCUUUUCCUUGGCGACUACGUGGAUCGCGGCCAGCAUGACGUGGAGGUCGUCUUGUACCUGCUCUCCUGGCAAGCGCUUUGUCCGGAGACAGUCAUCCUUUUGCGUGGCAACCACGAGGAUGAGGAGGUGAACGGGGACGUGGAGUCGUACGGCGAUUCCUCCUUCCGCAAGAAGUGUUGGGACUUCUUCGGCGGCGACGACGGUGAGAUGUUUUGGAGACGCGUGAAUGACGUCUUCGCAACUCUCCCCCUCAUUGCGAUCAUAGACGGGACCAUUUUUGCGUGCCACGGCGGUAUUCCGCUGCUGCGUGCCGACGCGGAGCGCCCUGAAGCCGGCGAAGGCGGCCCGCGGGCGCCCCAAGAGGGGCAGCAGGCGCGUGGGGCGCAGAAAUCGGGGGAGAAGGAGCGGGCGGGGGAAACGCCUGCCGCCUCGUCUCCCGCGAAUGGCGAGACAACCGGCGACGACAGCACUCCACACGAGGAUUUUCUGCGGUUUCUUCUGAACGGCACCUCGAGUGAAUUGAGCGACCUUCGCUUUCGUUGCGUGAUGCCGGUUAAGGAUGACGACACCGUGACCGCGCAGUACCGUCGACUUGUGCGUGAGCUGCUCUGGAACGAUCCCGUGUCGGCCUCUUCCGUGGCGUGCGACACCCCGCUAAUGCGAAGUGAGGAUGAAAACGAGAAGCAGACCUCAGAACAGCAGGUGCGUCGCCACGACCAGUUUGACGUGCAUGGCUUUCGCAGCAACAUUGGACGAGGGGAUGAUAGGAACACCAUUCGCGAGUUUACUGCGUCUGCGCUGGAAUCUUUUAUGCGGCGCUGGGGAUUCACAAUGCUGAUCCGUGCGCACCAGCAGAAGAUGGCUGGACUGGAGAUGGGCUUCUCCGGCCGCGUCAUAACACUUUUCUCCUGCUGCAACUACCUGGACGACAAGAACAGGGCUGGUGCCUGCAUCAUUCUGAAUGAGGAGGUGCACCCCGUCUCAUGGCGUCGGAGUGUUGUAUGUUGUGCCGCGGCGGGCAGGCCUCAACUGCAGCGGGGGCCUGCGGGGUCUGGCGUGUGGAGUUCCGGCUCACUCCCUGAAAGCCUCUCCAGUACCACAGAUCGCUUCCUGGAGAAGCCGCUGGUGCCGUCCUACGUGGGGUCGGCGUUCGUGAGGGUUGGGUAA